Phytomonas sp. EM1 is the source of this 3450-nucleotide messenger RNA. The record is from the annotation of a GenBank genome assembly. Lineage: Eukaryota; Euglenozoa; Kinetoplastea; Trypanosomatida; Trypanosomatidae.
AUGGAGGGGAGCUCUGCAACGAGUAAGAGGUGUGUAGCACACACUUCCACUACUAGCAAUAAAGACAGUGGCUAUAGGCAGAGCUCGGAGACUAUACCAGUUGAUCCUGAUGAAAUGGCAGAAGAGGAUUACAAAAUUCUGGUGGGCACACUGAGGGAGGUAGGAAACCCAUUGACCUUCUCUCACAGUGUGGCAACGUCAGGCCUUUCCCACGUACGGUUCCUUUCCUCUGGCAUUUCUGGUGUAAACUCCACUAUCGAUGAGGGUGGCGACGUUACACAAAACUCCCAGCGUAACACAGGCGCUGGAGUUUCCAAAGCACUGCAGAGGCUUUUGAGUAGUCAAAGUGCAUGCAACACACCACAAGACUGGGAGGAGCGUCGAGCCCACCGACGCAGGCGGCUCACAGCCGACAGAGACUUAAGGGAGAUGGUGGAGCAUGAGGUUGUAGGGGAUGAAGAGAAAGGCGAGCACACUGGAGAGGUGGCGGGCGAAGUAAACGCGAGAGCACCAGGUAAUCAAUAUUGUUAUCAGCGCAACGUAAGAGAGGAAGCCUGUUUUCUCCUUGAGCCGUCCCCACUGCAGGAAAUACAGGUUGUAGAUCAAGUUCAAUCUACGAUUGACAGUAAGACGCCAUUUAACGCUACAGUUCCUAUAGCGGGAAAGGACGAAUCUGAGAUGCAUACAGCGCUAAUGGGUAAUGUAUCCAGAACUUCACCACCAUCUCUCUCAGCCACUUCGGUGUACCAAACAGUGCCGUGUGUUUCCGAUCCAAGUACUACUAGUGAGGUGCCGCGACACCUACAACAUCACAUAAGCGGCCCCGUGACCCAUGACUCGUGUCGUGAUGAACUGCCCCCUACUGAAGGGCGUUGUGAUACUACGACUAAUGAUAAAGAAGAUGCUUCUUGCAAGUGCAAUGAAGAGGAUGCUUCAGCAGGGAAGCAGGAAGAGACAAGUAUUAGUUUGUUAAAUACUGCAAACGGUAUUAAGGAUGCUGAGGAAGUAGACGAGAUGAAGAAACUUAGAGUUCAUGACACACAAACACACCAAGGCGCUCCAGAUGUUUAUCGACCGCGUUCGUUUCGGCUUACGCAAGCAUCUGCAAGUGCAUCAACGUACAACGCUGGUAACGCAACGGCGAAGUCUGGACUCUCUCCUUCUUCUAUUGUUUCCGCGGUUUCUCAUGACACAGGUCUGAAAGGGCAAUCUGAGAACCUGGGCCGAAAAGGUCGCCUCUCACUUUCCAACCUCAAACAAAUUAAAGACGAAAAUUAUGCUGGAAAGAAAAGCAACGAGGAAGGUAAAGGGAGAUUGACCCAUGGGGGGGAAGACCCAUCAUCACCCCUUGCUGUUCCAAGAAUGACGCUUCGUCUUGGAGUUAGUGGUAACAACAUGCGGGAUUUAACUCAAACGGAGAACAAGCAAAAUAAGGAAGCCAAGGACAUUAUCCCAAAUAAUUUUUGCGUUCCACACUCUUCUGAUCUGCCUCCGCCUCGACACCGAACACUUUCUCUGGGUUUAAGUGCAAAUCCUGUUGUCGUGAAGGAAUCGGAUUCUUUAAACAUUGUGACUGAGCCAAAUAGCUUUUCUCCUGCUUUUAGUCCCCGUGAGACACCGGGGUCUCCGGGCACGGGAUUAGGAACAGGAGUGGUUUCAGCAACAGCUGACAUGACCUCCACGAAGGUGCCUGUUUCUUCGUCGGUCCAUUUACUGGCCCAUGCCGCAGUUAGUUCUCGAAAUCUUGUGCAAUUAGCUGUCCAACCUUAUCCUGCGGCUGAGUCUGCGCAUCCCGCUCAAGCUAGCGGAGUCCCCUCGCCAUCUUCACCAAUAUCCACAAUGCUGCGAAUGAUUACCCCUACACCUACUCCCACUGUUCAUCACAGCGCUACGGACACUCCGUGUCGAAGGCAUCGGGCCACACGAGUGCCGCUUCCCUCUGCUCCUCCUACGAUUGAUAUCAGCAUAGUCAAGCGUGUCCUUGAAGACCACUACCAACUGGAUCGAAAGAUAAGUGAAGGUGUUUAUGGGGUUGUCUACAUAGGCACUGACAAGCGCACCAAAGAUGUGGUGGCCCUGAAGAGGCUUAAGGUACUGCGCGGGUUGGAUGGGUUUCCAUACACCUCGCUGCGGGAGGUGAUUGCACUACAACACAUCAACCGGCAGCGUGCUCGACUCGCAAAGGAGGAGAUCCAGGGGGAGAGUAGUGGGCAGCUACUGGUGAAGUUAAACGACCGGCAGGAGGCUCACUAUGCUGGUGCCCGAGCUGAAAAGGAUCCACUCAAAGAGAUGAUCACGCUGCAGGAUGUGCUUAUAUCGCGGGAGGGAGCGCACGAUAUCUUUCUUGUCUUUAACUACGCUUCUAGUAGCGUGGCUGGGCUACUUGUGCGCCACUUUCCCUUCGUCUUACCCGAGAUUGCUUAUAUUUUUCGAAGCCUUGUGAUAGCCACCAAGAAGCUGCAUGCCAUGGGCAUUAUUCACCGAGAUAUCAAGUCAGACAACGUUCUUCUCAUGAAGGAUGGCGAGGUAAAGUUGACGGAUUUUGGUCUCUGCGCCUUUGAGGACUCAGGCAGAGCGGCACUGACGCCCAGCAUGAUUAACUUGUCCUAUCGUCCGCCGGAGAUGCUUCUCGGGAGUGUAGUUUACAAUACUAAGGUUGAUGUGUGGUCUAUCGGUUGCUUUCUUGCGCAGAUCUUUCUGCACCAUCCACCAUUCCACAAGCGCCGAAGCGCCGAUGAGCAGGAACGUGCUGCGCGUUAUAGCCGCAGCGCUGAGACGGAGUUGGAGCAGCUCGCUUUGAUUGCUGAAGUUCUCGGACCCAUCUCACAGGUAUCGUCAGACGUCUUUCCUGCAGAAACUUGUAGCCACCUCAAGCAUCUCCAGGAAAUAAAGAAACAGAUUGAGGUGGGUUUAGCCUACGGUACUUCUCCAAAGCUCUCUAGCAAUAGCGGCUCCUCCACCGCGCGGCUGGAGGCACUCUUUCAGCCUAGUUUUUUAUACUCGCAGUAUCGCGGAUUUCGUCGCUGGUUUAGUGCUGAGAUGGAUAACCGCCGAGUGCAGUACACUAGACGAUGGCAGAAUUCUUCUGUUACUACAUCGUCCUCUAUGCAUUCUCCGCAACCCCCGCUUCUGCUCCCUUCGUCGGCAUGCUUAGAUGUACUCUGUUCCAUAUUUCAGUACGACCCGAAGUGCCGACCCACGGCCACUCAGCUGUUGAGCAUGCCUUUUUUUGAGUUGUUAGAUGAUGGGGAUACGACCGGAUCAGGCUUUGUUGGAUCGCCGCAGAUCACUCCUUAUGUUGGCGGACUUUCUUCGUUGAGUAGCGGUUCCAUUGGCAGCAAAGCGAUGCGAAACGAGCGUGAACUGAAAGAAAGGUUGCAGCGGGUGCAGAGUGGCCUUGCAAAGAAGCUUCAAGGGUUUCUCGACAGCCACAUUAAGCCCAAAUCGUAA